Molecule: messenger RNA, 4649 nt
Organism: Mauremys mutica (yellowpond turtle)
Lineage: Eukaryota; Metazoa; Chordata; Testudines; Geoemydidae
Gene: PTCD2
Product: pentatricopeptide repeat domain 2
Exons: 10
Coding region: 74-1246 (390 amino acids)
Biological process (GO): mitochondrion organization; regulation of mRNA processing; multicellular organism development
Cellular component (GO): mitochondrion
Molecular function (GO): protein binding; RNA binding
Source: RefSeq, a predicted model, not a curated record
CAAGCGGGGGGGCGGGGUGAAUUCCAUUUACAGGUGGCCUCUUGCCCGCCCGCCCGCCUGCCUCUGGGCGCAGAUGGUACGUUCCGAGGACAGAAUGGCCGCCGCGGUAGCCGGAGGUUCCAAUCGAAUCCUGCGGGAGACAAUCAAACGUUCCAUGCUGCGCUCAGCUGCCGCGGCGCUCGACUGCUGGAGCUGCCCGCACGGAGCAAAGCGAUAUCUGCUAACAGAUGAUAUUAUACGAUUGCAAGAAUUUCAGCAGAAGAAGAUAGCAACUGAACAUCAAAUUUAUGGCAAUAGAGAUUCAUAUUUUAGAAAUAUUGAAGAAAAAUUGAAGAAAAAUGGAAUAAUCCUCAAAGAUGAGUUAAAAACAUUGCUGCAUUUGUGCCAGACACCAGACGAUGUGGAAAUAGCUAAAAAUGUUAUUUACAGGUACCAUACAGAGAACAGAAAUGUGGCCUUUGGUGAGUUUAAAUUUGGACCCCUUUUUAUGAGGCUGUGUUAUGAGCUGGACCUUGAAGUACCUGCAAUAGAACUCAUCAAAGAUCAGACUCUGCACGGCUUCUUCUCUGAUAGCACAUCAUUCAAUAUUUUGAUGGAUAUGUUGUUUAAAAAAGGUCAUUACGAAAGUGCCUUGGAAGUGCUGGGAGAAAUGAAAAAACAACAUAUAAAAUUCAUCAAAGAUACCUAUUUACUUGCAUUUGCAAUAUGCUACAAACUGAACAGUCCAGAGUCUUGCAAAAUCUGCACAAAGUUACUUGAAGAGGCUCAGUUAAAAGGAGAGAACAUGUCAAGACGAGCAUACUGCUUUGCUGUAGCAUUUGCUCUGAAACAGAAUGAUGUGGUAAAAGCCCGGUCCUUUUAUUCUCAGAUCAUGAACACAGAGAGCAGACUAUGCAGUAAUCUGAAUAUUCUUGUACUGGCCAAGUCUGGGGCACUAGAAGACCUUAUGCAGAUACUGGAGGCAGCAUUGGAUAUGGGUGUUUCACAAUUGGUGAAAAGAACUGAGUUUUCUGAGCAGGUGCUGGCUACAGUCAGGGAAGAGUUGGAGGAAAACUCUGUUUUUCGUGCCAGAUUAGAAGAUAUCUGUGCCAAGCUGCAAGCAUCAGGACAGGUAACCAAGCUGACUCUGGACGACAUGCUGUGCCAGAUUUCUUAUGGAAAGAAGCGCCAUAUGCAGUUAUUAAAGCAAAGGCAAGUGAGCCGUCGGACUUUCAGACCACUUAAAUCGGCUCUGUUAGCUGAGUAGUUCUAUAUUUGAAUGCAAAUUGUACUAACAAUAGCAUCACUUCAAAAAAUGUGUGAAUAAAGCAUCUCUUCUUCCCUUCCCCUGCAGACAGAUGUUUUAAGCCAUUUGUCUGAAACAGUGUUGUGUUUUCUGACUACUAGCCGUGCACACCCAACCAGGGAUCUGAGAGUCAAGCAGAGUUCUUUCUUUCUUGUGUGGUCUCCCCAGUAAUAAAAGUUAUGAUUCCAAGUUAUGACCUUGGUGAUCUAUGUAUCUCUAUUGCUUUUGCACGUGUCGAAACAAUUGGCCCUGUAAAUGGAAGUUAGUAAAUAAUCCAAUAGACAUACAAGAAAGAAUAGAAUCCAACUCAGUCUCCUCUGUGUUGGCUUUGCAGAAGUAGCAGGAGUAAAAGCUUAGGCUCUGAUCUUGCAAUAAAAUCCACACUGGCAGCCCCCUGCCCCUAUAUGUAGCCUCACUGAAGUCAGUGGUGCUCCAUGCUGAAACAGGACUCCGUCCAUUCAGGAUCAAAGGCGUAGUCAUUCAAGUGAGCCAGUAUGACUCUGAAAACACGUGGGGAGCAGGUUGUGUAAAACUGGCAUUGUCUUAUUCGACCAAUCAACUUCUUAGUGCAGAAUUCCACUCCCGGCUCUGGCAAUACAAUACAUUUUAUAACUGACACACAUGUUCACUCUAUCAACUUGACUUUUGUUCAGUAAGUCUCCUUCUGCUUUGUCCCCUUAGCAUUGUAAUCAUUAGUUACUAUGGAAAUGGUGUUGUGGGUAUGGGCUUGGUUUUGUGACCUCCACAAGUGCAGCAUAAAGGAUUUACCUAAUUUGAAGUUCAUACCGUGAUUUGAGACAUGUAGGAGUCUGUGUGCUGAUUUCAUGACCACAUACAUGUGGUCAAGAUAAAAUGCCACACACACACAUUUGUGUUGGUAUUACAGUUGGUUUUGGAAGACUUGUUCUGAUGCGCAACAUGUUUAACUUUUUGUUAUAUAUGUAAUUCAUUGGCUUACUGAUUCAGGACAACUUUCUUCUCCUCAGUUGGGAAUUUUCUCACUAGUUCUAACUCAAUACAGACACUAAAGAAGCUUAGAAUAUUUUCUUUUGAAAUAAAAAUUCACACAAUAUUUGUAAAUAUAUUUAAUAAAGACUGCAUUUCAAUGCAGUAAUGGCUAAACGUUAGUUGAAGGUAGACUGAAAGGAGCAGAGAAUUGUGUAUGCACUCAGAAGGAUGCAUUUGACAUGUAGGCGAAAAAUAGCUUGAUGUAAAAUGCACUUUUAUGUAUAAUAAAAAAUAGUCUGACUUGUCUUUGUUACAUUAUUAAUGUGUCUUCAGUUUUGCUAGAUUACUUUUGCUAAAUCUCCAAAUGUAUGUUUAGUACAAAAAUAUGUGCUCCUUGUAUGGCUGCUGUUCCCUGAUAUGUAUGUCAGUAUUCUGCACAUCAGCUUUCCUGAUUGGUCGGGCCGCUCUUUCGUUUUUCAAACCAAUCCAACCACUAUCCUGUACGUGACUUGGAAGUUUUUUUUUUAUGUUAUCUUGUGUCACUAAAGUCCACCAUUAGCACAGGUCAUGGCUGACUAAUCCUCCACCUUUGCUCUUCUUUACUCUUGCCAGAGUGGAGGACAAAGCCACCAGGUCAUGGUUAGUCACCAGCUUCCAUCUGCCCAAACAAGUGUUUCUGUCAGUCUGUCUCCCCCAUCCCUGCUGCAUUGAUUAGGAUGGAGGUGAAUACCAUGGCAUGGCAUGAGGGGCAUUUCUCCACUCUGGUUGUUCCCAUCGCUCUAUUGAACAUGGAGGGUAUGAACACAGAGGUAAGAGAAAUGGGGACCAGAGAGAGGGUUGCUGAAACCAGGUUACACUCCCUAAUCCUCGGGGGCAGGAGGGAAAAACCAUGACUAUGGUAAUUGAAUCUGGUACCUCUUGAUGGUUAUUUGUAAGCGAGGCAAAGAUGCGAUGAUCUCACCAGGGGUGGAAUAUGGUAACUGAGAAUGUAUAAAAUGGGAAGCACAUGUUUAUAGGAGGAGAGGCAGAAAUCCUCUUUUGCAGAUAGCUAGCCCUAGAACAAAGCAAGAAUGAAAAAAUGCCUAGACUAACUCUUGUUGGUACUUUAAAACACAUGUACUUUACCUGCUAGAUAUCCCUUAGGUAAUAAAAUCAAGCAUACAUCAGUAUUAGAUUAAUAAUCUCCUAGCAGUAGAAGCUGUCUUCCCCCCACCCGUAUGCUAUUAGUCUGUAAUGAGUAUUGAUAGUGUUUUUGAAAGGUUUGAAAAUCAUGGAAAGAAACAUAUGAUGCAAAAAAGAGAGAGUCCAUCUUGGAGAAAAGCUCUCCUAGAAUUGCUGCAUACCACACCAGCAGCACCACCACCACCUUCCAAAAAACAAGGGAACUAACUACCUGAGGGAAGUGUGGAUUUAGUAAACAUGAGCUGGUGUAAUUCAGCACAGUAAUAAAAUUAGAGGGCUUAAUGAUGGUGGCCCAAAAUUGUGUAGUAUAAAGAAUAGAUAACGCCUUAGUGGAAAAUAAAGGAGGCAGCCAAAUAAGAAAAAAAAAAAAUAAAGGUUGCUAAAAUUCAGAAUGUUAAUACUUGCCAAGAUGUUUCCUAUAAUCUUUCUAGAACAGUCUUAAACUGGGAACAUAUUCAUAUAUCAAAAAAGAUAAGAGUACAAGCAAACCCUAUGGUUAUGUUCUUAUGCUUUGUUACAUACAUGCGCAGUUAUGUUUAAAUUAAAUGUAGUCAAGUUUUAAGCAAGUUGCCAGUGGUCUCACAAAUUGUGCAUAUCCUGGAGUUAUGUGAUCAAAAAACCUCAGUGUAUUAUAAUAUUGCCUACUAAUUUAGGGCUCAGCCGAGCAAAGUGCUGACCACUCUGGCUCUGAUUCAGCCGCACACUUAACGUGCUUAUUACAAGUAUGUGCGAGUAGUGUGACAAUGCGGGCCAUGUGAGCCGUCAGUGAAACUACUCAUGCUUAAAACUAAGCACAUGUUUAAAGUGUUUUUCUGGAUUGGAGUCAGAAUGCUCAGAAUCCUGGGGAAUCAAGCCUUUCGCAGGUACCAAUGUACCCAUCUAUUAUACAAUACACUGUACAAUAUUGCAGCCAGACAACAGCAAAAUAUCAUACAAACUAAAAAUCAUUAGAAUAAAAAAUGUGUGAAGACAAGCCAUAAAAACAAAGAGAAACCAAUGUCACGAAACUCAACUGGUAGAGUUAUCUUGCUUGACAGAUGACUGCAAAAGAAAGGAAAUAUUCUAUUUCAAAGUAAUAAAUCAUUGGAUGACAUUUCCUUAUGUUUAUCUUUACUGUGUUAUUCACGCAAUAGAUAAAUGAUGGAUCAUGCAGUUUUAACAGUUGAUAGUCUGGCUCUAUCAUGCAUUAUGUAUUUUUAUUUUUUAAAUAAACUAAAAUCCUUUUUCUGCACAG